UCCGUUCCGUUCCGCGUUCAGAAAUCGCCUGCAAAUAAUGGUGGGAAACUUUUAACUGUUUUGAACCGUUGCGACCUUUUCCGUGCGUGAUAAGAGCCAAGUUAAGUUAUUUUCCUACUCCCGACGUCGUUCUCGGAGGAAACAUAAACUUUCCCGGCCUACAAACCGUAGAAAACUGCAGCGUGCAAACAAAACAACGGGGCUAAAAACCGCGAAAAGGAUUCUACAUCCUUUACUACGCUGCGGCCGUGAUCCGGCUGUCUCGAAAGUCGGCAGGAUCGCCUGCAACGGAUUACGGGAACAAACGGAUCCACAUCCGGAACAUCCGUAUCCGUGCAGAACAGAAAUAAAGGGACUUAGAAAACCCCCCACAAAGCAAUAGUGAGACACAGAAUAUCGGGACAUGUGGCCUUAGCAGGCGGUCCCUGGCAUACAUCCUCAGAGUAGUUGCGAAGGGCCAGGAAACUGGAUCCAAAGGCCGUGCUGGAGUAAACCCCCUCACUGAAUAAGAAGGAGAAAGUGACCAUGGCGGAAAAGUGGAUCGGAAAAUCGGUGUCGAUACACUGCCGCAAUGAUAUCGGCAUCUUCCAGGGCAUCAUUAAACGCGUCACACCGACCGAUGUGGUCAUCACGAAGGCGGUGCGGAACGGGAUCCCGCUGAAGAAGAGCACCGUGGAGGUGACGCUAAGCGCGCGUGAUAUCGCCAAGUUCGAGCUGAUCGCGUGCAGCAACGUUCCGAGUAUUCCGACGAAAUAUACCGGCCCCUCGGCCGCAGAAAGUACACUCGAGGAGCAGUUUGACGAACUGAGCUUCAAAUCCAACACCCGCAAAGAGAGUACUCAAUCCCAGCAACAGCAACAGCUGCAGCAACCGCAACAAGAUACCGCGACAACCAGCAGGACCACCAUCAAGGCUUCUUCAUCCUCCGUCACAGUAGCUGCCGUCUCCUAUGGAGGUAAUGGAGUCAGCACCAACAACAACAGCAGUAACAGUACCACCACGAAUACCAGCAAGGUCAGCAAACAUGCAUCUAACAACGGGGGAAAGUUAGGUGGUCGCAGUCGGAAGAAUCUUGCCAAAGAGAGCACGUUCGGCUCACCGGACGAUGAUCCGAUCGUGAUGGAUAAGGAUUUCGAUUUCGAGAAAAACCUAGCUCUCUUCGAUAAGCAGGCGAUCUGGAGCGAGAUCGAUGCGAACCAGUCGAAAGCGGCGGCAGAGGCUGGUGGUGGUAGUGGUGCAGCAAGUGGUAGCUCCAAGCGUCCCCAGGCUCCGAGCUCCGCCAGCAAAACCAAGUACCGGCACGAUGAGAACGUGCUUGCCUCGGUACCGGCGCAGUAUAGACGAAUCGAGUACCUUAAAAAGGCACCCAUAGUCGAGAAAACGACGCGAGAGUACUUAACGGACGAGGGACUGGUGAUUCCUUCCAUUCCUCCAGUUCUGUUGUGUUACAUCGGGUUCCAGGCCGUGGUAUACGGGUACGAUCGCCACCGGCAGAAUGAUUUCCUUGCUCGCGGUGCCACAGAGUUGGCGCUGCAGCUGCUCGGUGGGUCGAGGAGGCUAACACCGAACAACCAGCACCAGUGGCCCAAAAUUGUCAUCAUUAUCGAUGAAGCCAAGCAUGGUACCUAUCUCAGCGUAGACAAUUUGCUGAAGGACUUUAUCGGAGAGGAUGUGUUUGAUAAGCCACCGCCUGGUGCACCGUUCAGACCCUAUUUCGAAAGGUAUCCCGAGGAGGAACGGCUCAGUGAUGUUGGCUUCUGUACGGCCCGGUUGCUCGCUAGCCACGGGCUGGAAACGAUGGUUUGCUACUUGACGCAUGACAUGGGCAACACGAAGGAAACAAUCGAUCGAAGAUUGUACCGUUUGACCGGCAAUGGAUUCACCUCCGAUGUAGAAUCUCUACCGUCAUGUGAUCUCGUCAUUAUGGCUUCCACCAACGGGAAACCCAGUCCAGCGUUACGCAAAUUCGUCAGCGAUAGCAGAGCCCCGGUUCUUGCCAUAAAUCCGCCACAAGACGGGUUCGAAGGUAUCCCGAUCAAGUGUUCCAUCGUACCGAUUCUCCCUUUGAGCGGAACACGCGAAGACGCUGUUGGACGGCUGUACCUGUGCAACAUCGGCAUCCCGAACAAAGUGUUUGAAGAUUGCAGCUUUCGAUAUGCGAGCCCAUUCGACAAGUUUGUCAUUCCCAUCCACCGGCGAAAGGACGAUUAGGGUACAUCGGAGCGAGGUCCAAUUUUAUCAUUUUAACCAUUCCCCGCCCACCACAAUCCUUUCGACCAUCGGUCCCGAACGCUGCCUACUAUUGCUGGUGCACAUGACGUGAUUUUAAUCGAAACUUAACUCUAUCCAUCGCAGUAGCAACGGGACGCACCGUCCCGGUGGGAGGGGAAGACUCAGAUUCAAUGUUCAGGUAUUCUCUUUUUUUAUCAAAUAAAAACAAAACACAAUAGAUUAAAAGGCGGCAAGAAAGUAUGGGAAUAAAUUAAAAAGAAACGCAAAAAGU
Anopheles darlingi is the source of this 2503-nucleotide messenger RNA. It is a transcript of the gene Edc3, whose product is annotated as enhancer of mRNA-decapping protein 3. Gene Ontology annotation, biological process: deadenylation-independent decapping of nuclear-transcribed mRNA; P-body assembly. Gene Ontology annotation, cellular component: P-body. The record is from RefSeq and is a predicted model, not a curated record. The coding region runs from base 526 to 2211 and encodes 561 amino acids. Gene Ontology annotation, molecular function: mRNA binding. Lineage: Eukaryota; Metazoa; Arthropoda; Insecta; Diptera; Culicidae. The transcript is spliced from 3 exons.